Messenger RNA from Staurois parvus, 1374 nucleotides. NCBI's taxonomy places the organism in Eukaryota, Metazoa, Chordata, Amphibia, Anura, Ranidae. The record is from the annotation of a GenBank genome assembly.
GAAGAUCGAGGAGGUGAAGAGCACACCAAGACCCAGCGCAUCGCCACACACAGCCAUGUGAAGGGGACUGGGCAAACUGGAUGGAGAGCAGGCAUGGCCAAGCAGGCGGCCGACGGGCUGGUGGGCCAGGAGAACGCCCGGGAGGCAUGUGGCGUAAUAGUAGAGCUAAUUAAAAGCAAGAAAAUGGCUGGGAGAGCGGUGCUGCUGGCUGGACCUCCUGGAACUGGCAAGACCGCUCUGGCCCUUGCAAUCGCACAGGAGUUGGGCAGCAAAGUGCCAUUUUGUCCAAUGGUUGGCAGCGAAGUCUAUUCUACAGAAAUUAAGAAAACAGAAGUGUUAAUGGAGAAUUUCCGAAGAGCUAUUGGGCUGAGAAUAAGAGAGACCAAGGAAGUGUAUGAAGGGGAAGUGACAGAGUUAACCCCUUGUGAGACUGAGAAUCCAAUGGGAGGUUACGGCAAGACCAUCAGCCAUGUGAUUAUAGGCCUGAAAACUGCCAAGGGAACCAAACAGCUGAAGUUGGACCCAAGCAUCUAUGAAAGUCUACAGAAGGAGCGAGUGGAAGUUGGGGAUGUCAUCUACAUUGAGGCAAACAGCGGAGCAGUGAAGAGGCAGGGCAGGUGUGACACCUAUGCCACCGAGUUUGACCUUGAAGCUGAAGAGUACGUCCCGCUCCCGAAGGGGGAUGUCCACAAGAAGAAAGAAGUGAUUCAGGAUGUCACGCUGCAUGACUUGGAUGUAGCCAAUGCAAGGCCUCAGGGAGGACAAGACAUCCUUUCGAUGAUGGGUCAGUUGAUGAAACCGAAGAAAACAGAGAUCACAGACAAGCUGAGAGGGGAAAUCAACAAAGUGGUCAAUAAAUACAUCGACCAGGGCAUUGCAGAACUGGUUCCUGGUGUCCUGUUCAUCGAUGAGGUGCACAUGCUGGACAUUGAAUGCUUCACCUAUCUGCAUCGUGCCCUGGAAUCAUCACUCGCCCCCAUUGUCAUUUUCGCCACUAACAGAGGAAACUGCGUCAUCAGGGGAACAGAAGAUGUCGUCUCCCCACACGGGAUACCCCUGGAUCUCCUGGACAGAGUGAUGAUUAUCCGGACCAUGCUGUACACACCACAGGAAAUGAAGCAGAUUAUAAAGAUUCGAGCGCAGACCGAGGGCAUUAACAUCAGCGAAGAAGCCUUAAAUCACCUGGGGGAGAUCGGCACUAAGACCACAUUGAGGUACUCUGUACAGCUCCUGACCCCAGCUAACCUCCUCGCCAAAAUCAAUGGCAAAGACAGCAUCGAGAAAGAACACGUGGAAGAAAUAAACGAACUCUUCUACGACGCCAAAUCAUCUGCGAAAAUACUUGCCGAGCAACAAGAAAAGUAUAUGAAAUAA